Messenger RNA from Staurois parvus, 765 nucleotides. The record is from the annotation of a GenBank genome assembly. NCBI's taxonomy places the organism in Eukaryota, Metazoa, Chordata, Amphibia, Anura, Ranidae.
AUGAUCAUUAACGGUAUCCCGGAAGGAGCACUGCUGGAAAUUCUGUCUGUGGUCCCUGCUUGUGAUCUUAUCCUGCACUGUCGGCUCGUCUGCACACUGUGGAGGGAUAUUAUUGACUCUCCGGCCUUGUGGAAAAGGAAGUCUCAGCAGGAUGGACUUGUCUCUAAGCAUUGCCAAAGAAUUCCACCUGACUGGAGGAUGUUCUACUUCCUCCAUGAGAAAAAGAGGAAUUUACUUAAAAACCCCUGUGCUGUAGAGGGCUUCCAGCACUGGGAAUUAGAAGAAAACACUGGGGACCAGUGGAAAGUUGAACAGCUCCCAGGAGACCAUGGACAACCAUUUCCAGACGAAAAUGUUAAAGAUUACUAUGUUGCCUCUUAUGGAAUGUGUAUAAAAAGCCAGCUCAUUGACCUAGAGAAGGAGGGAUAUCCUGAGCGAUGGUUGGAUGUCAUGCAGCCGGAUAUAGUCAUAAGGGACUGGUAUGCCGCCAGACAUGACUGCGGGUCUAUGUAUGCCUUAUGUGUGCAGCUGCUGUCUAAGGAGAAUACCAUUAUCCAUGAGUUUCUUCCGGAUCAGAUUUUCAUAGAGCAGUGGAGUGAUGCCAAGUGGUCUCAGGUUGAAUACAGAUUUAAAAACUAUGGUCCAGGAGUCAGAUACAUAUAUUUCCAGCAUGGGGGAAAGGACACCCAAUUCUGGGCCGGCUGGUACGGCAUUCGAGUUACUAACAGCAGCAUCACUAUUGACCCAGGAGACCUCAGCAUGUAG